AUGUGCAACUACUCAAAAUAUGUCGCUUGUGUUACAAGUUACCUCGUCAGAAACGUUUUUGCCAUAUCAAUUCAUACAAAACACGGAAUCGUUUUCCAUUAUUUCUCUCGUGUCUCCUUUUUACAUGUUCCUCAAAAGGUUUCUCUCUCGGGUUUGAAGCGUUUCUACAAACCACAAGAAGUUCCUUUUAAACCUUCAGAACCGUGGUGGCAAUCUAAACCGGAUAUGGUUAAUGAGAACCCGCUUCAAGCUCCUAGCACGAUCAAGACUGUACCGCCGCAGAAUCAAGAGCGAGAAUUAUCUGAUGGUUCAAUCACAAUGGCUGCUGCUCCAUCGCCAAGGCACUUGCCGAUUCCAAUGUUUUGCGUUAGAGAGAAGAUCAAGGAGUCUUUAAAGCUAACGGCUUGA
This is a messenger RNA of Eutrema salsugineum, 408 nucleotides long. RefSeq lists its product as uncharacterized. The transcript has 2 exons. NCBI's taxonomy places the organism in Eukaryota, Viridiplantae, Streptophyta, Magnoliopsida, Brassicales, Brassicaceae. Bases 1 to 408 code for a protein of 135 amino acids. The record is from RefSeq and is a predicted model, not a curated record.